Molecule: messenger RNA, 2275 nt
Organism: Salvelinus sp. IW2-2015
Lineage: Eukaryota; Metazoa; Chordata; Actinopteri; Salmoniformes; Salmonidae
Source: RefSeq, a predicted model, not a curated record
GCUAGGGCUUACAGCACCGCACGGCAAUCAUGAGCAGCUCCGGGCAGGUACCACCUACAAAAAGGUUAGUGUCAAUUGUGAUCACUUAUGAUAGUGCAAGAUACAUAUAGACUAAUAUGAUUUUUGCAUUUGUGAGAUAAUUGUAGAUAUUAUUAAAAUAGUUAGUUCAGCAAAUGUGCUUUCUUAUCUUGAAAGCAGUCUAUGGACAAGGGCAGACUGCAAUCCACACUUUUAUUUGAUUAACUAGCCAGUUACAACUAAUGCUAAUAAGCAUUUUAGGACCAACAAAUAAAAGACCUCCCUUUACCCCUUUUAAAUGUCAUGUCCAAAUCAUCUCUUAAACUGAUUGUCACUCAAUGACUUGGUUUGACAUUAUUUUGCAAUGAUUAUGGCAUGAUUUAAUGGGAUACUUAGGCAUUUUGGCAAUGAGGCCCUUUAUCUACUUCCCCAGAGUCAGAUGAACUUGGAGAUACACAUUUGAUGUCUCUGUGUCCAUCUAGUAUGAAGGAAGUUAGAGGUUGUUUCGCAGGCUGGAAGUAUAUGGGUAUCGACUAGCAUGGUAGUCUUUACCCAUGAGAGGUUGACUUGAAUGUAAAGUAGUGGCAAAUUAGAGGUUAGCUUGAAAGUAGUGCCAACUGUCAUAUGUUAGCAGUGGCUAGUUAAUUGAAACCAAAUUGUGGAUUACAGUCAGUUCUUAUUCACGUAUUGCAUUCAAGGAGACCAACAGAUACUUACAAAAAUUGGAUGAAAAGAAAUGAUGGAAGCUUAAAGUCAUCAGGAACAGCAUUUAUUAGACAGGUUGUGAGGCUUUGGAGUAGUCCCCUGGGGAUGGGAGUUGACGGAAUACAUCAUUACGUGAAUAUGUUGCUUCACAGCAUCUUUUUCUUAGGUCACAUUCAUAAGGCCCGUCUUCUUCCAACUGCCUUCUUUGAGUCUCAAGAGGUGAUGGACCAUUUAGAAGGAAGAUUUCCACAGGCAUUCAAUAAUUACAAGUGUCCACCCCACCAGACUCCAUUUUCCAUUCUUCUGGAUUUGGCUGUCAGGAUUUGUGGUGAUCAGGAAGAAAAUCAAAUAAAAAGCUUUCUUCUACAUUUCCUGAAUGCAUUGYAKUUGCCCCCCAYAAUAAWKGYCGAGAGWAACUACACAAACUACUACACUCUGGAGGCUACUGUCAUUGCUGUGUGCUACAACGAAACCCCUGGAGCCCUCAGACCAGAGAAGUACUAUGGAGCAUCCCUGUCCUGRAGAGGGGAGASAGAAAYGAYCAUUYUGAUCAAUVYGUCAUGUCUAAAWGUGUGGCAUGACUAUGUGUCUUAUGCAGUGUUGUCAUUCAGACAUGAUGAACAGGGAAACGGUAUCAGAUUCCCUGUCUCUGUAAAAUGCAGAGCAUUCUACAGGAAUCACCAGACCAAUUGUUAUGAAGACCGAAGGCCGUGCAAGAACUGUGGGGAUCUUUUCUCUCUCUCAAACCCUGAGACAGACAGAAAUGACUUUCCCUACGGAAACUGUGCCGAAACGGAGUGCCUGAGUAAACUUAUUUUCAAUGAUCAGGAUGUCCGGAGCAAUAUGAUUUUGGGAAUCUACUGCACAAGGGAAACCCUAAAAGGUCUUAGAGAAAAGGCAGGAAUAGCUUUGGAACAGAGUCUUAAGGCAUAGGUCUACUUAGCACCUCUGAACAGUGUGCAUUUGGCCGUCAUUUUCAAACCAAGUCCAAACUGUGACUGUGUAAACUUCUAUUAUGUGAUCAGGAUGUCUGCAGCAAUAUGAGUUUUGGACACUACACAAGAGAAAAUGUCUUAGAAAUAUGGUAGAAAACGCUUUUGAACAUUUAGGUUUUGUUUCARACAGGUUUUAUACAUGGUGUUUUUGCUGUGUUUAUCUUGGAAGUUUCCUCUGAAACUACAAUAACAAUGGUGUUCUUUAAUCACUCAACUGGGAUUAAUGCAACUGUGCCAUAGUCAUAAUGCACAAGUAAAUGGUUUCUGUCAUUGAGAGUUGUGAAUUACAGCUCGGACAAACAAUACACUUAUUACCACUAAUAACAGACAUAGAAAGCAGCAACCUUGGGAAUACAUUUUGAAGUUGUUUAACUUUUUGGUUUGGUAUUUGUGUUUGGUUGUUUACUUUUUAUUUGUUUAUAUUGGGGGAUGUUUAAUUGUAAUAAGCUAUCAACUUUGUCCCUUGUCAAAUAGUCUGACAUGUGCUUUGUGUCACAGUGGAAAAUGAAUGAAAUGAAAAUGAACACAUUUCUGAUGUGACAGGAAACUGCAGAAAG